Molecule: messenger RNA, 1683 nt
Organism: Phascolarctos cinereus (koala)
Lineage: Eukaryota; Metazoa; Chordata; Mammalia; Diprotodontia; Phascolarctidae
Gene: CALB1
Product: calbindin 1
Biological process (GO): regulation of presynaptic cytosolic calcium ion concentration; regulation of long-term synaptic potentiation
Cellular component (GO): dendritic spine; terminal bouton; synapse
Molecular function (GO): calcium ion binding
Source: RefSeq, a predicted model, not a curated record
CGAGCCGUGAGCUGAGAGUGCUGGAGAGAAUCUGGAUCACGGACAGAACUACUUGAGCAGCACCGUGGACAGCGCCCGGCAGUUCCAGGAUCCAGUUCUCUUAUAGCCACUUGCUCUUUCACUCACUCACUCACUCACUCACACACACACACACACACACACACACAGACACUCCGUCUGUCACACACACGUGUUUGCUUCACACAUAUACAUACACAUACACGCUGGCACACCCAGAGAUCACAGAUACAAUGGCAGAGUCCCACUUGCAAGCAUCCCUGAUUACAGCCUCACAGUUUUUCGAGAUCUGGCUCCAUUUCGACGUUGAUGGAAGUGGUUACCUGGAAGGUAAGGAGCUACAGAACUUGAUCCAGGAGCUGCAGCAGGCGCGGAAGAAGGCUGGAUUGGAUUUGUCACCUGAAAUGAAAACUUUUGUGGAUCAAUAUGGGCAGAAUGAUGAUGGGAAAAUAGGAAUGGUAGAGUUGGCUCAUGUAUUACCAACGGAAGAGAACUUCCUGCUUCUCUUUAGAUGUCAGCAGCUGAAGUCAUGUGAGGAAUUCAUGCAGACAUGGAGAAAGUAUGACACUGAUCAUAGUGGCUUCAUAGAAACUGAGGAACUGAAGAACUUUCUAAAGGACUUGCUAGAGAAAGCAAACAAGACUUUUGAUGACACGAAAUUAGCUGAAUAUACAGACUUGAUGCUGAAAAUGUUUGACUCCAACAAUGAUGGAAAGCUGGAAUUAACUGAAAUGGCUAGGUUGCUACCAGUACAAGAGAAUUUCCUGCUUAAAUUUCAGGGAGUCAAAAUGUGUGGAAAAGAGUUCAAUAAAGCUUUUGAGUUGUAUGAUCAGGAUGGCAAUGGAUACAUAGAUGAAAAUGAGUUAGAUGCUUUACUGAAAGAUCUCUGCGAAAAGAACAAGCAGGACCUGGACGUUAACAACAUUUCAACAUACAAAAAAAGCAUCAUGGCUUUGUCAGAUGGCGGCAAGCUGUACCGAACAGAUCUGGCUCUCAUCCUCUGUGCCGAUGACAACUAGAGACCCACAAUUACAUUCAGUCACUAGUGAUACAUUGUAUCUAUAUAAUAACUGUGCACUAUUAAGGGAGUAGGCUGUACUUUCUUUUAUAUCUGUAAAUUUACCUGCAUAUAGAUGAUUAUCCAGGAUGUGUGGCACAUUCUUUUCAGUUUGUUUCUAUACUGUUUGUAAUGUACAGUUUUUGUAACUCUAUGAUCAAUCGAUAAGAAGAAUGUCUCUGUCUGGGUCAGUCUGUAAAUUCAAUAAAACCACCUAAAAUUGCUCUUGCUUUCUGAAAUAUAGUUGGACAAGAUUUCAAAAAGAAAAAAAAAGCAGCUUAGAGCUAUUCUGUGAAAAUCAUCCUCUGCCAUUUCAAUUCAUGUUUCUCCCCAAUCAGAAGCAUUGCAUACAAUGGACCGGGAAGCCUUACUUUAGGAGGGAUCACAGGUCUGACACCCAAAGCAUUUAUAUGCCAUAUCCAGUCAUAGGGAAGAAAAUGCUCUUAGAGCAAAAUCACUCACUGAAACAUAAAUAUCUAAUUACUAAUUACUUAUACCUCCAUGCAGCCAUAGCAAGAAAGGAAUUAAUCAACACAUCUAUUCUGUGGAAUAGAAUCCAUGACAACACUGUAUUUAUUCAAUACAAUUAGCACUUAUGAAAAUUUUUU